AUGAGCUAUGCAUCGGGCGCAUCCAAUGGUACUGUAGCUGCUGGUGGCAAUGGGCAAGGGACGCUGACCAGCCAGCUGUACAGCCCAUAUGCUGUUCAUUUUGAUUCAUCAUCAAACAGCUUGUUAAUUGCCAACUAUGGUGCCCACGCUAUUGUUCGUUGGGUUAUUGGUUCCAGUGGUUGGACAAUUGUUGCUGGAUCUAUUGGUUAUGCUGGUAGUACAUCAUGGCUGCUGUAUUAUCCUCAAGAUCUCACAUUCGAUUCGAUGGGCAACAUUUAUGUAGCCGACGCAGGCAAUCAUCGUGUACAGCUAUUUCUUGCUGGUCAACAAAAUGCAACAACUAUUGCAGGUGUUACAAGUGCAUCAGGCAGUUUAUCUAAUUUACUUUCCUAUCCACAUUCACUACUACUCGACCAACAAUUGAAUCUUUAUGUAUCGGACAGCUUCAACCAUCGAAUACAAAUGUUUGUUCGAUACUAA
Messenger RNA from Rotaria sp. Silwood1, 480 nucleotides. The record is from the annotation of a GenBank genome assembly. Lineage: Eukaryota; Metazoa; Rotifera; Eurotatoria; Philodinida; Philodinidae.